This is a messenger RNA of Oncorhynchus nerka (sockeye salmon), 6310 nucleotides long. Its product is annotated as ATP-binding cassette sub-family C member 10-like. Gene Ontology annotation, molecular function: ABC-type transporter activity; ATP binding; ATP hydrolysis activity. The transcript is spliced from 21 exons. Gene Ontology annotation, cellular component: membrane. NCBI's taxonomy places the organism in Eukaryota, Metazoa, Chordata, Actinopteri, Salmoniformes, Salmonidae. The coding region runs from base 92 to 4606 and encodes 1504 amino acids. The record is from RefSeq and is a predicted model, not a curated record. Gene Ontology annotation, biological process: transmembrane transport.
AAAACAUACAUGUGGCGCGUGACCGGAAGUUGUAACACUGCUGAUGUUACGUUCCCCCAUGAAUCCAAAGCUGUGAACAGAUGCUUGGAGAAUGGGGAGAGGUGUGGUGGCUGAUUUUGGCCCCAGUGAGUUGUUCUCUGGCCUGUGCCACACGGACACCCUUGACCCGUUCCCAGUGUGGCGGGAUGGAGCCAUCAGCCCCUGUUUUAACCAGCUGGUUCUGGGAGCCCUGGCUCACGCUGUAGUGGCCGUCUUCAGUGCCGUCUACCUGAGUGCUCAGAGAUGCAGCCUCCUCCGGUCCUCUCCCCCGUGUGGUUGGGGCCUCAGGGUGGCCUCAGCCCUGCUGGUGACCCUGCUCUUCGUGGUGGACUUGGUCCUGGUGGUCCUCCUCCACCGGGGGGACAUGUACCUGGACGUCCUGGCUGAUGGAUGUGCCAUCCUGGCAUGGCUGGUCCACUUUGGGGCCCUGCUUGUCCUCCAGAGGUCCAUCUAUAGAAGAACCAGGGGUCCCUCUGUGUUACUACUGCUGGUCCUGCUGCCUAUCCCUAACCUGGUGGUCACCCUGCUGGCUUACGCCCAUGAGGCCACCUACCUGGACCUGGCGGAGCCCUUUAGAGUGGCACGGCUGGUGCUCGCAGUCACCCGAGGACUCUCUCUCCUUGUCUACCUCCUGGCCUUCGCUGCUCCCUGUGUCGGUGAAGGGAGUUACACCUCCAUGUCCGUCAAUGAUGCAGACAGCUCUCUCCUCAUCCCAGAGAGUUCCUACCAGGACACUGGAGAGGUGGUGGCAGAGGAUGGCAGUAGCUUCAUCUCCCGCCUGAUGUACCUGUGGUUGAACCCUCUACUGAGGCGCGGCCGGCGUGGGGAGCUGGAGAGGCCAUGCAAUGUCUAUCUCCUUCCCCGGAGGCUCCGCACCAGCGCAGUGCGCCGACACUUCCUCCGCUGCUGGGAGGACUGCCAACAGAGGGCAGCAACACAGAGAAGGAACACUACACCCAGGCCUGCAAACAAGAGCCUACAGAACAGAACAUGGACUUCACCCCUCCAGGAGGGUAUAGCAGUGGAGGAGGUAGGACUGUUAAAAGUGUUGCACAAAGCCUUCGGGCUACGCUACUACCUGCUUGGUGUGCUGAAGCUAGCGGGCAACAUGCUGAGCUUCGCAGGACCCCUGCUCCUCAGCAGCCUGGUGCACUACAUGGAAGAGGAUGGGGCCCCCGUCAGCCAGGGGGCCUGGUGUGCCACGGGCCUCUUCUUCAGCACCUUCUUCUCUGCCCUCAUCCGGAACAUCUUUUCCUUCGAAGUCUCGAAGGUCUCACUCUCAGCGCGCGCCGCCCUCAUCUCAGCCAUCUACGGGAAAGCACUGCGGGUCAGCGGCGGCAGCCUGGCAGCGCGGUUCACCCUGGGCGAGGUGGUCAACUUCAUGAGCACGGACACGGACCACGUGAUCAACUUCUUCAACAAUUUCCACGAGGUGUGGAGUCUGCCCUUCCAGUUCUCCAUUGCCCUCUACCUGCUCUACCUGCAGGUGGGUGUGGCCUUCCUAGGAGGACUGGGUGUGGCUCUGCUGCUGGUGCCGCUCAAUAAGGUGCUGGCCUCGAAGAUCAUGGAGAAUAACAAGCACAUGCUCACACAUAAGGAUAGUCGUGUCAAGCUAAUGACAGAGGUCCUCUUUGGAAUACGAGUCAUCAAGUUCUACAACUGGGAGGCCUACUUUGCCCAGAAGAUAGCAGAUUUUCGGAGGCAAGAGCUGUCCCACCUCAAGGCCAUUAAGUACCUGGAUGCUGUGUGCGUGUACACCUGGGGAUCUCUACCCAUAGUCAUAUCUAUCAUCACCUUUGUCACAUACGUGCUGCUCGGCCAUGAGCUCACUGCAGCCACGGUGUUCACCACUCUGGCCCUAGUGGGCAUGCUGAUCGUCCCCCUCAACAGCUUCCCCUGGGUCCUCAAUGGCAUCCUGGAGGCCAAGGUGUCCCUGGACCGCAUCCAACGCUUCCUCAAGCUUCCCAACCAGGACCUCGAUGCAUAUUUCAGUCUCGUGGCCCCUGAGGACCCCCAGGACACCAUUGUGAUGAGUCAGGGCAUAUUCUCAUGGCAGGGGCCUGGGGGGCCAGACCACCCCACAAGCUCUGAUACUGAAUCCCCCAAAGGAAGUCUGAUGCUCCAUAGCCUCAACCUAUCCAUCACUAAGGGAUCCCUAGUUGUUGUGGUGGGCAAGGUGGGCUGUGGGAAGAGCUCCUUACUGGCAGCCAUCACUGGAGAACUCAACCGGCGUGGAGGUGAUGUAUACGUCCAGGGCAGGGAGGAUGGGUUUGGUCUAGCCGCUCAGGAGCCGUGGAUCCAGCAUGCAACAGUUCGGGACAACAUCCUGUUUGGCAAGGACUACAACAGUUCUUUUUACCAGGCCGUGGUGGAGGCCUGUGCGCUCACGGACGACCUCAAUAUUCUGCCUAAUGGGGACAGGACCGAGGUGGGAGAGAACGGAGUGACUCUAAGUGGAGGACAGAAAGCUCGCCUGGCCUUGGCCAGAGCUGUUUACAUGGAGAAAGACAUUUUCCUCCUGGACGAUCCACUGGCAGCAGUAGACUCUGACGUGGCCCAUCACCUCAUGGAGAGAUGCAUCAUGGGGAUCCUCAGGAGCAAGACCAGAAUCCUAUGCACCCACCGCAUAGAGUUUGUGGACAAAGCUGAUGUGGUGAUUCUCAUGGACAAUGGAACAAUUAUUAAAACAGGUACACCUGAAGAGGUCCUUCCUUUGGUAGAAGCAGUGCCCAAGAACCGGAAGAAUGACAGUAAUGCAAAGGAGAAAGAUGUCAUUGAGCGAGAGGAGAAGCAGGGUCCAUCCAAUGAGCUGUUUGCGGAGGAGGAGUCUACACUGUCAAGGGAGGAGCAGAAGGCGGUGGGCGGGCUGGCCUGGAAGGUUUACCACACCUACUGGAGAGCGGUAGGAGGGCCCUUGGCUGUCUCCAUCUUGCUGUCCCUACUCCUCAUGCAAGCCUCUAAGAAUGUGUCUGAUUGGUGGCUGUCCCACUGGAUCUCUAACCUGAAGAACAAUGGUUCCGCCCAGAGUGUUCUCAUGCCUGCCUACAGCUCACCACACCUGCUGCUAUUCUCUCCUGGAGGACUAAUGGUUGGACAGCUGAGCAGACAAAAACAGCACGAGUUUCCCCCAGCACGAGUAUAUAUACCCCAAUUUGGGUUCCCUGUCAAUAUUGAAACGACAGCUUUCGCCAACAUGAGCUCGGAGGUGAAGUUCUAUCUGACAGUUUACUGUUCCAUUGCGGGUGCCAACACGGUCUUCACCGCCUUCCGAGCCUUCCUCUUCGCCUUUGGAGGCAUCCGUGCAGCAUCGGUCGUCCACAACAGGCUGCUUGACACAGUCCUCAAGGCUACAGUUACCUUCUUCGACACUACACCGCUGGGCCGUAUCCUUAACCGCUUCUCCUCCGACCUGUACAGCGUGGAUGACACUCUCCCUUUCUUCCUCAACAUCCUGCUGGCUAGCAUCUUCGGCCUGCUGGGCAUGCUGGUAGUGAUGAGCUACGGCCUGCCCUGGUUCCUAGUGGCCCUGCUUCCCCUGGGCCUGCUCUACCACCUCACACAGCGCUUCUACCGACACACAUCCAGAGACCUGAAGCGUCUGUGCAGCCUCACCCUCUCGCCGGUGUAUUCACAUUUCUCUGAGACGCUGAGUGGCCUCGGUACCAUCCGAGCAAGUUCCAGUGCCUCCAGAUUUGAGGAGGAGAACGAGAGGCGUCUGGAGCAGAACCAGCGCUGUCUGUUCCUUAGCAACGCCGCCAUGCAGUGGCUGGACAUCCGCCUGCAGAUGAUCGGCGUUGUCGUGGUGACGGGCAUCAGCGUGAUCGCCGUCGUCCAGCACCAGUUCAAAUCCAUCGACCCGGGUCUGGUGGGUCUGUCCCUGUCCUAUGCUCUGUCCAUCACAGGCCUGCUGUCAGGCCUCAUCUUCAACUUUACCCAGACAGAGAUGCAGCUGGUGAGUGUGGAGCGCACCGAGGAGUACUCCACCACCCUGCCCACUGAGCCACAACACAGCAACCCACAGGUGCCCACCUCGUGGCCGGAGCAGGGUUGGGUGGAGUUCCGUGGGGCCGUGCUGUCCUACAGAGAGGGGCUGCCCAACGCCCUGGACGGGGUGAGCCUGGUGGUCCGGCCUGGGGAGAAGGUGGGGGUGGUAGGCCGGACGGGCUCAGGCAAGUCGACCCUGUUCCUGGCCCUCUUCCGCAUGGUGGAGCUGAACCAGGGUCAGAUCUUACUGGAUGGAGUGGACACCAGCCAGGUGGGACUGGCCCAGCUCAGGUCCAAACUGGCCAUCAUCCCCCAGGACCCUUUCCUGUUCAGCGGGACAGUGAGAGAGAACCUGGACCCAUGUGGACGUCACCCUGACCCCCGGCUACUGGAGGCCCUGGAACACUGUCACCUCAGCCCUGUCAUCAACCGCAUCGGGGUGAUGGUCGGAUUCGUGUUUAUCGUUGAAGGAAUGAGCGUUACACCGAGGCCUGUACUCUGGAGCGGGAUCGAUUUGGAGGUGGAGGGUCCGUCAUGGUCUGGAGCGGUGUGUCACAGGAUCAUUGGACUGAGCUUGUUGUAAUUGCAGGCAAUCUCAACACUGUGUGUUACAGGGAAGACAUCCUCCUCCCUCAUGUGGUACCCUUCUUGCAGGCUCAUCCUGACAUGACCCUCCAGCAUGACAAUGCCACCACGCACAGAACGAGCAGGGUGGCUGAUUUCCUGCAAGACCGGAAUGUCAGUGUUCUGCCAUGGCCAGCGAAGAGCCCAGAUCUCAAUCCCAUUGAGCACGUCUGGGGCCUGUUGGAUCGGAGGGUGAGGGCUAGGGCCAUUCCCCCCAGAAAUGUCCGGGAACUUGCAGGUGCCUUGGUGGAAGAGUGGUGUAACAUCUCACAGCAAGAACUGGCAAAUCUGGUGCAGUCCAUGAAGAGGAGAUGGACUGCAGUACUUAGUAUCUGGUGUGGCCACCAGAUGGGAUCCUCUUUUUAAUAGAGGCCAUCAGCUUUCUAUAGGCUAGGCUUUCCUAAUAUUAAACACAUUGCUUUGCUUUAAAACAGAAGUAUAGCCUACCUGGCUGGUAUUAAAAUUAACCACAGGAAAACUCCAUUCGCUAUUUAAGCGCAUAGAUUACAUGUAUUUUUCCCCCUGCCCCUGUUCCGAGACAGGUCCAUGAUAAUGGUCCAUUAUAAAUGAAAACUAAUUUGACACAUAUUAUUUAGUAUAGGUAAAGGCAAGAUUAACUCAAGAAUAGUCUAAUGGGUGACAUUAUUAGCCCUUCAUUUGUGAAUGAUCCCACUUGUGUGCAUUAAGGCAAGAAACAACUCCUGUAGCCUAGCCCAUAGGCCUAUAUGUUUUGAUAAGGUUUGAAUCACAACUAAAGUGGCCAAAUAACGUCUUAAAAUUUAAGCUCAUUAAUCAGUUUUUACAACCGGUGUAGAGCCUAACGUACAUACAUAGGCAGUACGUGAGUUACACAUUUGGGGAAAAUCAUUUUCACCAUAAAAAUGCACCUUUUCUAAUAAAGAAUUACAUGCAUAAUCGCAUUAUGGUCACUUUUGAGAAUGGCGUUUUCCCGCUAAUUGAUUGCAUUUUGGAACAUUCGUGCUUAUAGCCUACUGCCGUGUACUCCCUUUAGAAAUCGUUUGGAGAAAGCAUCCUUUCUAUUUUAUUCAGCUAUGUUCAAUUGAAUUCUUCAUACUAUAAAAUAAUGCCACGGAAUUCUAAGCAAAUCUUGUCUGCUAAAUGAACUAGUGUAGCCCACAGUCAUAUGGCAUCGCCAGAUCAGGGCCUAACAUAAUGACAACUCAGAGUAUGCUAUUCUGUUCUUCUGAAAUAGACUACAUUUUCUUAAUACCAUGUCUCUUUAGACCUGUCUAAAAUAAAUAAUGGAUUUAUUGUGAUGGUGUAGGUUAUAUUACAUAGACUUAUUAGAACAUGUAGAGGUUCCAAAGGUCUGCAUCGGUGUGGAAGCCAGGAGAUGCCAAAUGUGUUUAAUAACGGUCAAUUACUGUGAGACAGGCAGUUAUUUGCUUUAAAAUCACAAAAUGUCAUGACCGCCACAGCCCUAGAUUAGACCCAUUUAAAAAUGUUAAAAACGUGGUAUGUCCUGUGCGGUAAGAAAUGAAUUCUACUUUCACUCCUGGUAUCAAACCAAGUGAGAGUGAAAGAACAAGGAAGUAAAGGAGAGUGAGGAAAGGAAGAGAGUGAAGGUAGUAAUUAGUUCAUGUUUGUGUCUGUAAGAGUUGGGUCAGAUGGCCUCACUAACCUCUGUGAGUGUAUUUGUGUA